AUGCCGGGCAUCCUGAACAGGCGAAAACGCCCUUCGGUCGCAGUCAGCGACGAUGACGAUGACGAGCAGUCAGACGGUUCCUACGUCUCAACAGGCAGCAAACGCGCCCGUCAUGCUCGCGACGCGUCCGAUAGCCCAGCUCCGACAAAAGGCUACCCCCCUACACCGCGAAUGCAAAACGGCCAUAAUGAUGACAAUGAAUACGCGGAAGAAGUGCACCAGCCCGGCUCCCUGGUGCGGGUCAAACUCACCAAUUUCGUCACCUAUACGGCCGCCGAAUUCCAGCUUGGCCCAAGCCUGAACAUGAUCAUUGGCCCAAACGGCACAGGCAAGAGCACGCUCGUUUGUGCCAUCUGUUUGGGACUCGGCUGGUCUCCUCAGCACCUCGGCAGAGCCAAAGAAAUCGGCGAAUUCGUGAAGCACGGCCAUGGCGAAGCGGAGAUCGAGGUUGAGCUCGCCGCUUCUGAGAACCAGCGCACAAACCCUAUAAUUCGUCGCGUCAUAAGGAAGGAAGGAAACAAGUCGGCCUUCUUCAUCAAUGGACGCAAUACAUCGCAGAAGGAGGUCGUUGCAUUGGCAAAGUCCUUCUCAAUUCAAAUUGAUAACCUCUGCCAGUUCUUGCCACAAGAUCGCGUGGUGGAGUUCGCGCGGCUUGAGCCUGUCGCUUUGCUACGGGAGACACAACGCGCCGCAGCGCCUGAGCAGAUGGUGCAAUGGCACGAUGCUCUCAAACAGCUCCGUGGCGAGGAGAAAUCACUAGAGCAACAACAGAAGGACAACGAUCAUCACAUGAAGACACUCCAGGCCAAGCAGAACGCCACACGCGAGGACGUCGAGCGAUGGAACCAGCGCCAGGAGCUCAUAGUCAAGUCUCGGGCUCUCGAGAAGUGUCGACCUGUCAUCAACACGAAAAUCAUGAGGGCCGAGAUCAAACAGAUGAAGAGCGACCUCAGCGCCGAGAAGCAGGAAUUGGCACGCUACAAUGCCGAGAUGGAACCAGCGCGCCAAGCCCAAGCGGAGAUGGAGGCGUAUCGGGACCAGGUUAGCCAGGUUGCCAAGACCCGGAAAAGUCGCUUUGACGCUGCGAAAGGCGUUGUUGAUAGGCUGGCGACGAAGAUCGAGACUGAGCAACGGACCAUCACCAACUUCUCGGCAGAGAUUGAGGCUGAGAAGCAGGCUGAGAAAACCCGAAGGCAGGACGUGAAGCGGAUUGAAGGAGAUAUAAUAAGGCUCAAGCGUGCUAAAGACGAUAACCCGGUGGAAUAUGAUCAUGCCGACUUUGAGUCCCGGAAAGCCGAACUUCGCACCGAAAGGUCCUCUCUUGAGCGUCGGGUAGUUGAACUGAGCACCGAUUUGAAAGACACACGCACUCAGGCGGUCACAGCUCGGAGUAUUUUGCAGCGAAAGACGGACGAUCGAGAGCAGCUCAAUACGCAAAGCGGACAACAAGCGACCUUGCUGGCAGGAUUGUCCAGGGAUACGGCCAUAGGCUGGGAUUGGCUGCAAAAAAAUAUGGGCAGUCUGCCGCUAAAAGACGAUGUCUAUCCUCCUGCCAUUCUCUGUUGCUCGGUUCCAGACGCUCGAUACGCGGACGCCGUCGAAAGUCAGCUGCGCCCUGGAGAUCUAACAGCGAUCACUUGUGGGAACGGAGAGGAUGCAAAGCUCAUCUCUGACAAGCUUCUAGGCAAGAAAGAGACAGGAGGGUUGGGAUUGCACCAAGUUUCUAUUCGAACGGCACCUCAGCGCCUCACCUUCUAUCGGGCGCCUGUUACCAAGGCCGAGCUCGAGAGAUACGGGUUCGAGAGCUGGAUUAUUGACCACAUUCAAGGCCCCGAACCUGUAUUAGCCAUGCUCUGCGACAGCGCGGGGAUACAACGCGCAGCGUUUGCCUUACGACCCAUAUCGAACGAGCAGCAUGCUGCGCUGCAAGACAGCCCAAUCUCGAAGUGGGUGACUGGUUCUGAAAUCUGUCAGAUCACGAAACGUCGAGAGUACGAUCAGUCCUCUACUAGUGUCAAGCAGCUGAGGAAGGCGCAAUACUUUACGGGCCAGCCCAUCGACACAGAAGAGAAACGCAGACUCGACAUUGAGAUCAGAGAUCUUGGGCGUGACAUUGAACAUCUCAGGAGCGUACAUAAUGAGACGAAGCAAAAGCUGGAACAGCUAACGGAGGAUCAGGCUAGGAUUGAUGCCCAAAAGGGCGAGAUUCAAGCUCAACAGGACAGAAUGAAGAAGGCAUAUGCUGAGUGGCACGAUCUUCCCCGGAAGAUAGCCACCAAGCAAGCUGAGCUCGACGGCCUCCAAGCCCUCAACGCGGACACCCACCGCCGCAUUCAGGCGAUUCGAGACAAUUCCGAGCAAGCCUCGCUCAAAAUCGCUACGUUAACAAUUGAAUAUGCCACAGCAGUGAUCCAACUCCGUGCGAUACACGAGUCGAUGGUAGAAGCCGAGCUCCGAUUGAUCGAAGCGAAUUCUGAAGUCGACGGGUUCAUGGCCGACAACGCCCAUAUCCUCCGCGUUCUCGAUGAAAAGAAAGCAGCAGUUCGGGAGUUAGAAGAGACUAUAAAGGAUAGGACAGCCGCAUACAAGCGUGAUAUCAAGAUCGCCGAGCGAAUCAUCAAAGAUCUCACGGAAGACGAAAGGAGUAUAGUCAGGGAAUUCAGCAAUUUGGCAUCGGUUGAGGAGCUCGACAAUGAAAUCACCGCCGUCAACGCUCGGCUCGAUUUGAUGGCCGAAGGCAACCCCCACGCUAUCCACGCCUACGAACGGCGGCAGCAACAGAUAGAAAAGGCGCAGGAAAGCCUGAGUACAGUCGCGGAGGACCUGGAGGAGAAACGAGAGCAGAUCAGGCAAAUUCGCGAGCGAUGGGAGCCGGAGCUGGACCAGCUUGUUGCCAAGAUCAGCGACGGCUUCUCCCACAAUUUUCAACAGAUUGGCUGCGCAGGACAAGUGGGUGUAUAUAAGGACGAAGACUUCGAGAACUGGUCGAUACAGAUUCAGGUCCGCUUCCGUGAGAACGAAUCCCUCUCAAUCCUCGAUUCGCACCGCCAAUCCGGUGGCGAGCGCGCCGUUUCAACGAUCUUCUACCUCAUGGCGCUCCAGGACCUCGCUCGCUCACCGUUCCGUGUCGUCGACGAAAUCAACCAGGGCAUGGACCCACGCAAUGAACGCAUGGUCCACGAGCGCAUGGUCGACAUCGCCUGUCGAGAGCGCACGAGCCAAUACUUCCUGAUCACGCCGAAGCUGCUCAACGAUCUCAAGUUCCAUCCCAAGAUGAAGGUCCAUUGCAUCGCUAGCGGAGAGCAUAUGCCGGAUCAGAACACGAAUCUGGACUUCCAGAGGCUAGCUAAGGUGGCACUGAGAGUGAGGAAGCAAGCUAUGGCGGCGGCCUAA
Messenger RNA from Trematosphaeria pertusa, 3393 nucleotides. Its product is annotated as structural maintenance of chromosomes protein-like protein 5. Gene Ontology annotation, molecular function: ATP hydrolysis activity; ATP binding. The record is from RefSeq and is a predicted model, not a curated record. The transcript is spliced from 6 exons. Lineage: Eukaryota; Fungi; Ascomycota; Dothideomycetes; Pleosporales; Trematosphaeriaceae. The coding region runs from base 1 to 3393 and encodes 1130 amino acids. Gene Ontology annotation, cellular component: Smc5-Smc6 complex. Gene Ontology annotation, biological process: double-strand break repair via homologous recombination.